Messenger RNA from Nasonia vitripennis (jewel wasp), 321 nucleotides. RefSeq names its product glutathione S-transferase S1-like. NCBI's taxonomy places the organism in Eukaryota, Metazoa, Arthropoda, Insecta, Hymenoptera, Pteromalidae. Gene Ontology annotation, biological process: glutathione metabolic process. Gene Ontology annotation, molecular function: glutathione transferase activity. The transcript has 3 exons. The record is from RefSeq and is a predicted model, not a curated record. Bases 1 to 321 code for a protein of 106 amino acids.
AUGCCAAUGGAGCAAGUACCCGUUUUAGAAAUUGACGGUGUGAAAUUCCAUCAGCACACGUCGAUUUGCAGAUACAUUGCAAAUAAAUUCAAUCUUUGCGGCGCCAAUGGAGAAGAAUCUCUUGAAAUAGAUGCUAUUGUAAAUGAUAUUAACGACAUGCGUAUUGAAAUCGCAAAUUAUUAUAAAGAAGAGGAUCCGAAUUUCAAGACAAAAUUAGAACAAAAAUUGUUGGAAAAAUUGCCAUUUUUUUUGAACAAAUUUGAAUCUAGAGUUUUGGAGAAUAAUGGAUAUCAUGGGCAGACAUUUAUUACGCUGGAAUAA